Messenger RNA from Drosophila novamexicana, 514 nucleotides. RefSeq lists its product as uncharacterized. The record is from RefSeq and is a predicted model, not a curated record. The coding region runs from base 16 to 450 and encodes 144 amino acids. Lineage: Eukaryota; Metazoa; Arthropoda; Insecta; Diptera; Drosophilidae. The transcript has a single exon.
AUCAGUUGCCAAACCAUGGAGGCUCUGAAUGGCUUGGAAUUGUCGUUGCCCCACAUUGCUCUGCCAGAAGCUGGUCUUUUGCUGCCAAACGGCUUAUCGCCUGCGAGCUUGGAGCAAACUCUAAUAGACGAUCUGGAAGUGGCAUUAAGUCGCUGUGCCCCCGGCUAUGUGUGGAAAGAUGAGGCAAACGGUUGUGUGAUACAAAUAUCUCCACGCAGUCAGAAGUGCGAAUGGGGCUACCAAAAGAAUAUACGGUUGGAUGAGUGCAGAAGAAUAAGGUACGAUAUGGAGCAACAAAAGGGACCUAUCAGAAAGUGGUGGGACAAGAAUGUUGGCAAGACAACUGCACCACCAGAGCCAGCCCGUCCAACAGUUAUAAAGACGACAGCUUACACCGACGGCUGGUACGGUUACGGCUCCAAUUUUGGCCGAAAUGAUCCACAUUGGUAAACUUCGCAUCGAAUUGAUCCGACAAUAAAUGAAAUUCGCAAAUAGCGUCUAUUCGUCUACACAA